AUGGCAGCUGCUGAUCUGAGAGAAGAACUGAAUUGCUCCCUCUGCCUGAGCAUCUAUAAAGACCCAGUCACCCUUAUGUGUGGACACAACUUCUGCCAGGAGUGUAUUGAUCCUGUGCUGAAUUCUCAGGAGGGAAAUGGGGUCUACAGCUGCCCCAACUGUAGAGAACAUCUACCAGAACGUCCUGCACUGAGGAAGAACUCAGUCCUGAGCAACAUAGCCCAACGUUUCCAAUCUUUACCACCAGCGGAAGCCAAUGUCUGUGCCUUCUGUCUUCCAGAUGAAGUACCUGCUGUUAUUUGCUGUCAGCACUGCGAAGCUUUUCUUUGUGACCACCAUCUAAGAUUCCACAGCAAGUCAUCAAAACAUGUCUUCUCUGAGCCCACAACAUUACCAGAGCACAAACGAUGCUCUGUCCACAAGAAGCCCCUAGAGUAUUUCUGCUCUGUGGACUCUGCUUGUCUGUGUGUGUUAUGCAAGCAAGAUUGUGAGCUCCAUGGUCAUGACUUACAGUCACUAGAUGAUGCAGCCAAGAGUAAGAAGAAGACAUUGAGAAACAUCUAUGAUAAAUUGUCUUCUAAGAGGGGAAGGGCUGAGGAGAAGAUCCAGAGUCUGAAGUGGCAUGACAAAAAGAUUAAUGCAAAAGCAAUAGGUAUCACCAGAAGACUGAACACUAUGCAUAUAGACAUGAAGGAACAGUUGACUGUUCUGUUCAACGACGUCCUGAAGGAGGUCUCCAGACAAGCAGAACAAAUGUCUCUCACACUCUUGGACCUAAUCAAACACUUGGAAAUUGAGAAGGAUGAGCUGUACAGUAAGAUGGACCAUGUCGGACAGUUGUUUAAUGUUUCUGAUCCAGUAAUGGUCAUACAGGAAUCAAAAGGAAAUUACUUUUGUAAUGAAGAUGAAGAGGAAGAUGACGAGUAUGAUAAAGAGCCGUAUGUCAUGGGUGAUCUGGAUGAGAGUCUGAUCUCACAGACACUGCAUGAGGGUUUAUCUAAUGUGAUGAAAGUUGCACAGGAAAUCAAAGACUGGCGGGAAUAUACAGACCUACUGCUGGACAUAGACACGGCAGGUAAUUAUCUGCACGUAUCGGAGGACCUGAAGACUGUCUCCUGGUCAAAAGAAAACUGGAACCGUCCAGAGACACCACAGAGAUUCCAGAGCUUUCAAGUCUUGAGCAUCAAGUGUUUCUCAUCAGGACGCCAUCACUGGGAAGUGGAGAUGAGUAAAUCAGGAGGUUGGGCGGUCGGGAUGUGUUAUCCUAGCAUAGAGCGGAAGGGGGACCUCUCGGCUAUUGGGGCCGAUAGUAAGUCCUGGGGUUUAUUGGGGUUUAUUAAUAAGUUCUUCUUGAGGCAUGACGGUAAACAGAUGGUAGUAUCACCACAGAACGGCUCCUGCUGCAGACUGAGGAUAGAUCUAGAUUAUGAGGACGGUCAGUUGUCCUUCAGUGAGAGGGAUGACUCAGUGAGACACCUCCACACCUUCAAGGCCAACUUCACCGAGCCUCUUCAUGCUGUGUUUUGGGUGAGUGGAAAUAAAAACCAGGAAGAUUGUGUGGUGAGAAUAAAACUUUGCAAGAAGGUAAAAUAA
Molecule: messenger RNA, 1593 nt
Organism: Bufo bufo (common toad)
Lineage: Eukaryota; Metazoa; Chordata; Amphibia; Anura; Bufonidae
Product: E3 ubiquitin/ISG15 ligase TRIM25-like
Exons: 1
Coding region: 1-1593 (530 amino acids)
Molecular function (GO): metal ion binding; protein binding
Source: RefSeq, a predicted model, not a curated record